This is a messenger RNA of Somion occarium, 2834 nucleotides long. The record is from the annotation of a GenBank genome assembly. NCBI's taxonomy places the organism in Eukaryota, Fungi, Basidiomycota, Agaricomycetes, Polyporales, Cerrenaceae.
GUUCCCGCAUGAGAACGCCGUGGGUUGUGGCUGCCUACUGGCCAUCCCCUCCACUUCCCUUGCCCUCGCCGUGCUCCACCAUGGCAAAACCGACUCGUUUUAUUGAGCAGAACAUGCUUGAUGUGUACUAUCCAAAGAUUUUUCUCCAAAAUAUCCUUGAAACAGAGCUCUCAGAUGCACUUCUUGAUUUAUUCCUUGAGGGAACACCUGCGCCUCGCUCCCUCGGUGUCGCCGCCGCCUACACAGAGAAAGGAAAGCUCGCCGUACUGGCGAUCGCUGCAGGAAAACAAGUCGUGCUCAUUGAGUUUCGAUCGAGCACAAAUGAACACACCAUCGUGGCUCGACAACUCCUCCAGGAUCGACUCUUGUGCUCUGAAUAUAACACCGUUUAUGCCUUCGAUAUCGCUCCGAUAGCUCUUGCGCUCUUCGCCGAUCGUGGCGUCCGUCUGAUCAAUGGCGUCGACUUUCAGAGCGUAUGUCCCGGGGGGAGUUCUAACCGUGACCCCGCGAUAGCGAUCGAAUCGCUCAUGACCACAGAACGAUCAUCCACUUUCCACCCUCGCAACACUCGUGCCAUCUUCGCAGAGAGUUUGUGGGAUACGUCGAACCGGAACUGCGAGACAUUCCUCGCUCUGCGCGCCUGGUCGGCGAGCUUCUUUGCGAAGCUCGACGGCGACGCGGAGGAGAAAUUCCGAGGCGUACCUCGGGUCAAUACAAUGAAUAUCUCAGAUCUGGUAUGUUUCCUAUCUGUCUUUUUAGUGUUCAGCUUAGGUUUAUGUACGUUGACAUUGCAGGACCUGCAAGUCCUUGCAAAACAAUCGCGAGGCGAUCAGCGGCUCGACGGUCAGAAGAACCCCGCAGUCAAACACGACUUCGUCAAGCCUCGUAUUAUGGAUGAAAAUGGACGUAAGGCGAAAGUAAUUCUCACGCGAUUUCAAACACGCAUGCUGCGUCCUCAGUCCGGAAGCCACCUAUGUCUUCUACUGCAGAAUGAGCGAGGAGAACAAUAUGAAGUACAUGGACGAAUCUCUGACGUAUCUGGACAACAGGCAACAAUUGAACUGCGCAAUCCCCAUAACUUCUUUGCCAAGGAGAUCCUCUCCAUCACCUCAGUAGGUCAAAAUGGACCAACCUCAGCUGAUCUUGCAAAUGCUUCAAAGGUCCUUGAAAUACUGCAGGGCAAAUACACCCUCUCUACAAACCCUUUCUUGCAGACCAUCUGGCCUGUCCCUGAUCAAGAAGUGGAGUGGCCUUCUACAUUUCACUGUUUUCAUGCUCCACCUAUUCUCUCUACUCCCCAUCACUCUCUCAAUGAAUCCCAGGAACAGGCUGUUCUCCAUAUGCUCUCACAGACAAAUGAUAGGCACAUCUCCAUUAUUCAAGGUCCUCCAGGAACAGGCAAGACUAGUGUCAUAGCUACCUAUGUUCUCUCUGCAACUGCAGCUGGUCAAGGGGGUAUUUGGCUUGUUGCACAGUCAAAUGUUGCUGUUAAAAACAUUGCAGAGAAACUUAUUGCUGUUGGUUUUGACAAUUGGAAGCUGUUGGUAUCCAGGGACUUUCAAGAGGACUGGCAUGAACAUCUCUAUCACAGAAUAGCAAGAAAUGUUAUUCGCUCAGACCAGUUUUAUCAAGGCUGCAAGGAUCUGGCAGGUUGUCGAGUCAUUCUUUGCACACUCAGCAUGCUUUCACACCCUCGCAUUACACUCUUCACCUCCCCAAUUCCAAUCAGAUCACUUGUUGUGGAUGAGGCCUCACAAAUCAAUGUCUCUCAAUAUAUGCACCCUCUUUCCACAUUCCCAACCAUUCAUAAGCUCUGUUUCAUUGGUGAUGAUAAGCAAUUGCCUCCUUAUGGACAAGAAGAGAUUGAAGAAAUUCAAAGUAUCUUUGAGGUCAUUCACCUCAGAUCUACAGCCCUCUUUCUUGAUAUGCAGUACAGGAUGCCUUCACAAAUUGGCAACUUCAUCUCUGAUGCUGUCUAUGAUGGACAACUCAGAUCCAAUCCUGAACACCCCAAUGCCAAUGACUUUUCUGCAUUCUUUAUUCAUGUCAAGGACAGCACUGAACUUCAACAUGGUACCAGCUAUCAGAACCCUGCUGAGAUAGCAACCAUCAUCAAGAUAGCUAGAAAGCUUCAGGAGGAUGGUGAAUCCUUCAAGAUCAUCACUCCAUAUGAAGCUCAGAAAUCCAUGCUUGAGAAUGGUCUCAGAGGUGCUGGCUUAGUCUGGCAGAACAAAUGUUUUGCUGUUGACUCUUUUCAAGGCAAUGAGGAAGAUGUCAUUGUCCUCUCUUUGGUUCGCACCAAAGAACUUGGCUUCCUUCAAGACCUGCGCAGAACCAAUGUCAUGCUUACCAGAUGCAAGAAAUUCCUAUUUACUGUCUCCAGCUGGGACUUUCUUGUCAAUGGUCCUGGUGCCAAUUCUCUUGUUGGUAGGAUGGCUGCUUCAUGUGGUGAUGAUUCUUGGAUUUGGCCAGAUGAUAUUGACUCUGGCAACUAUUAGGCAUUAGCACCAUCAACUUGUACAUAUAGGAUGGGGCAUAUUGACAGUCAGUCAUUGGUGAAACAGCCAAUUGAAUGGCUGUCCUUCAAAGGGCCUUAGCCAUUCAAUUGGCUGCUUUGACAGGGGUUGGCUUUCAAUGUGUCCCAUUCACUGAUUCCCUUAAAUUGUCCUGCCAUAGCUAAACAUCUGUCUCAGUGUGGAGUGAUGAAGUGGAUAUGCAGUAGUAGUAUCUACAAUCAUGCUGUACUGGUCCUAUGCUUCUAUAUGAUACAUGUAUUGAAUAUAUGUCAGAGAUGUGACUUUAGUGGAGCUGAGCAAAGCUCCUUCAUGUCUAGC